UUUAGCGGACUUGAUUAUGCGCUCGGUUAGCAGAUGGAUCCAGAAAGUCCUCCGCAGUCUGGUUCUGUGGACAGAGCGGAGCUGGACCGACACUGUCAGCCACCGGAAGACGACUUAAAGACGGAUCAGAAGCCGAGAAAAGAAGGUUUACCUCCAGGUGUCCGAAAAGUGAUCGUUGGUGAAAAAGAGGAGCAGGAGUGGAGCUCCAGUGUGGACCGGGAGGACCCAGACGUUAAAGGUGAACAGGAGGAGGUCGUCAUCACCCAGCUCACUUCCAGCCCUGCCCUUGUGAAGAGUGAGGAGAAACCUAAAUACUUACAGCUUCAUCAAAGCCAGACUGAGGAGGUCAGUGACUCUGUGGGAGGACCAGAGCCUGAUCCAGAUCUACAGCCUGACAGGAAAACUUCAGGCUCUUCAGACACAGACAUCAGUGAUUCUGAUGAGUGUGAGCAGAGCCGUGAACCUGCAGCGCCUCGGGCAUCAGGUGAUGCUGAUGAGAAACCAUUCAGCUGCUCUGUCUGUGGGAGAAACUUUGGUCACAGCAGAAAUCUGAGCAGACACCUGAGAACCCACACAGGAGAGAAACCUGUCAGCUGCUCUCAGUGUGGAAAAAAAUUUGUGGACAGUGGAAACCUGCAGAGACACAUGGGGAUUCACACGGAAAAGAAACCGUUCAGCUGCUCUGAGUGUGGACAAAGCUUUAAAGACAAGACAACGCUAAUAAACCACCGGAGGACUCACACGGGGGAGAAACCAUUCAGCUGCAAGUUCUGCAGUAAAACGUUCACACACAGCGGGAAUCUGAAACAACACCUGUGCAUCCACACGGGAGAAAAACCCUACAGCUGCUCCAGGUGCAGCAAAACAUUCGGCCGCAACGCCGACCUCAAUUCUCACAUGUUGAUCCACACGGGACAAAAAGCUUUUAGCUGCUCCGAGUGUGGGAGAAGAUUUACUCACAGCCGGAGUCUCAAACAGCAUCUGAAGAGUCACGCUGAAGAGAAAACCUUCAGCUCCUCGCUGUGUGGGGAAAGAUUUUAUAAUGUCACACAUGUGAAAAAGCACAUGACGACUCACGUGAGAAAGUCAUUUAUCACAGGAAAGAACAUCAGCUGCUCCACAGACUGAUGAAGCUCCGAAUCAACCAGGAGCUAAACAGGGUGUAGGUUUGGUCUCAUUUUAACACAGACACAAAACCGUCCACCAGCUACACCACUACCUCGUAUGACUGACUCGUUGCAUCCAUGUACCUGAGACACUUUAUCUAGGGUCCGGCUCCCUCACUUUUCUCCUAAAGAUGAAACUAAAUUGUUAUAUUUUUUCACAUCCUGAGAUAUAAUUUUUCCUCACAGUGAUGGUGAGGACAAAACUCCAUCUGAAACAGAAGUUCUCUGCGACAUGUUCAUGUUUUAAAUCAAUUUUCCCCACAUGGUGAGAAACCAGCUGAGGAAAAACUUUAUUAUUGGCGUCUCUGUACAAGUGAAGCUCGAGACUCUAGUGAUCAUAGUUAGCAGAAUGCUAAGCUAUUAGCCACAUACAGCAAAGAUAGUUUGUUGAUAGGUGUUAUGGUCGCUGACCGGGGGUCUCCCCAUGUGAGAGAGCUCUUUCUCCUCCUUCUGUGUUCCAGGUCUGUCUCACAAGCUGCAGCUGAGAUGCGGUGCAGCUCGUGAGCACUGCAUCAAGACUGCCGCCUCAAAAUGCCACGCCCCCUUUUCCUUUGCUUUUCUCUGGGAUGUGCUACAGUAGUUCGGGCAAAAAAGGUGUGCCUUUACAGAGAUAAUUGUGAACCACAGUGGAUUUUAGGCCUCAUUGGGUCGUUUGGUUGUGAAAUAGUUUUUUUACUGACGUUAACUUUGUGACAGUUAAUAGUUUUCUUUUCACUUUGUGUCACACCCCACCCCAGAUACAACCUUGCUUUUAAGUAGGGUGUAACAAUAGGCAUCAUGGGAAAAGGAAGCAGCUCACCUGUCCAGGAGAAGACGUUUGUCUCUCGAUCUUUCUUUUCAUGUUUUUUCUGCUGCUUUAUGUUAAUAAUUUAAUAAUAAUUUAAUAAUUUGUUUCUUACAUUGAAUAUUACACCACUCCUCUGAAACAUUAUACAGAACAAUUAUUUGCACUGCGUUCAUAAUUAAAUGAAGCUGUUAAAGACUAAAUGGAAGAUUCUGAUUUUUGUAAAUUAUUCAAGGGGCAAACAACAUGAAGCAACAUCUGUGGGUUUGAGCUAACGCCAUGACAUAAACCAGCUGAUAAAGUACCUGAAAGAAAGACAUACAAACCAAUCUGCAGCUUUUAAAAAACUGACAUUAAAAUAUUUUAAUUCUACAAGUAAAAAUCAGAAGCAGUCUUUUAUGACAAAAGUAUUUAUUUUAAUAUCAAAAAUGAAAAAAAAAAGGAACAAAUUCACAGUGAAUGACGAAACGUUCCUCUGCAUAAAUGAGGCCUAAUAGAUCGCAGCAAAGGUAACAUUCCAGGUCAUUUUAUUAACUCUGAAAAGAGCUUUUACCCCAAAAUAUCAUCGUUUCACCUGUGAGGCAAUCUGCUACUACAAAAAAAGAAAAAAAAGAAAAGAAAGAAAAACAAUUGAACUCCAAGCCUGCAUAAAGCAAACAAAAAAACAACCCAACAAAGGUUUUUAAAAAGUAUUUCUCAAUUUUUCGCAAUGCCCAGUGCACCGACACGAGAACAAAAACACAAAACAAACCUUGAAUAAAGUACAGAAUGUAUUUAUAAUUAAAGGUGUUCAGGAUCUCUAAAGGGACCCAAACGCAGAGUCACCAGACCUGCAGUGAUCUUUGUGUUCAUGUUUAGUUUUGGCUGAGGUGAGCUUUAGCAGCAGGAAGAAAGAACGUGGUUAUCACGCAGAGGCGCUCAGACUGUUAUUACUGUAUAGUAACAGUAAAGCCAGCGUGGAAGCACCUUGUAAUCUUUCUAACGGCCAGCAGGGAGCGAUUACUUGCAAAGAUGUCAGUCUAUAGAAAUCUGCAUCGACCUAUGAGCUGUUAAGACUUUAUGGUUUAUGGCCUCAGUCGCUGCUUUUGGGUCUUCUUGAAUUUGACGUUUAUUUAGUAAAUUAUGAUCCUCGUUAGAAAAACAAGGACAAACAAAUGCACCCGGUGAAAAUCAGGCCUACUUCAUGAUUGACAGGUCACUACCUAAAGGGGUUCAGCGUGACCUCGCCAAAACAUUCAGCUCGACAUAUCAGGACUUAAGGAACAAAUGGAUGAUGUCGACUACAUCCAUCUUUUACGCACACUUUUGGGCAGAGGUAGAGUUCGUCUGUCUUGGGAUGAAAUUUGACCGCUUUAAGGAGAAGACUGCUGUUAUUUAUAUUUCAGUGUCAACAGACCCCUCGACAAGCGGUACGUGUCAUAACUUCCUGCGCUUUACUGCUGGUUAUGAUUAAAGACGGCUGGAAAUGAGGCUCAUAAAUAUGCAGUUAUUUCUUAAAACAGCUGGGCAUGUAGUUUUCAGCAUACGCUACUCCAAAAGGAGGAGUGGAUUUGUUUAGUACUACUUUUCAGACGAGGAUUAAAAAAUUCUGUGAGUGUAGCAUUAAUUUAAAAUCCUCAAAAGGUUGAAAAUUGUGGCUCACUGGUGUGUUUUAGUUUUUAAAUCAACAAAAGUCCCACAAAUGACUCAAAAGUGAUUUGGUUAGUUCAGAUUAAUGCUUUUGUCUCCUGUGAGUGAUGCAGCACAACAACAUGUUUAAGCAGGAAGACUUUGUUGCUGUUUUUUGGGGGAUUGUUUUUUUUGUGGGGUUUGCGAAGAGAACUUUCAGCGUUUCCGUUCCUGUAGCUGUUCCUGCAGCCUCACCAGCACCUGCCUCAGUAGGUAAAUUACUUUAUUUUAAACAUUUUAACUGAAUUCAUUUUGAAUCGAAAUUGAGAGAGGAAACAUCUAAACAGUGUAAAUGUUUUCCUGUUGUCGUUGCUGCAACUGAAACCACGGCUCGCUCAGAUCAUAAAUAGCAGCAAAUAAAACAACAUCAAUAGAAAGACUUUAAUAGAGAACAUCACCUCACCGCCUGCUCUGUUAAGAAAGAACAGAUUUGAAAUAUAAAAAUGUAAACAAACUGGAAGUUUGCCAGAGCAGCCAUGUCCAGUGAAAUUCAACAUCUGGGCCUCACGUCUGACUGCUCAGUUCAAUUUUAAUCAGGCACUGAUUGUUACCUAAAAACACACCAACCACAAAUCAGCGUUCAGGUCGAGUAAAAAGAAUCCCAGUGAAGUAUUUUCAGCUUCAGAGCAGUAAAAAAACAGAAUGUAUUUCACCAUUUUUAGCGACACAAUGAGUGGCGGUUAGUUUCCGUACCCAAAGUGCAAGAAGCAGCCGAGGUCAGCGUCAGCUCGAGUUUCCCUGCUCGGAUCAAAUGAAAACUUUAUUCUGUAGUGCACAGCAGGGGCAUCCCAGAACCUGCUGCUUCAGCUGGCGUUUAUACACAUUGAAUCACAAACAUUUCAUUCCAGUUCUUUACAAAAACAGUCGUGUUGGCUUUUAUUUGCUUCAAACCUCAGCCUUCCUCUGCUGUAAAUGGCUCUCUGACUCUAGUCAAAGUUCUGAGGUUAAAGGUUAAUCUGAGUCUGACAGGACGAUGAUCUCGUCUGGGUCACACUGUGUCGCCACGUUGACCUGUAAUCACACAGACAGCAGCAUAAAGUAUUUACUCUUCUGGAGAAACACUCGGAGUAUCAGCAGAAUAAAAACAUCUUUAAAAACAUGUUGAUACCGGUGUGCCCACAUCACAUGACCAAUUUAAGGUGACGUGGCAACAAGACGCACCCUCGCUGAGCCUCAGUUGUUAACUUGUGUUAAAAGUGAAGACUUCAACUACGUUCCAGUUUUUAGUGUUGAGAGGCCAAAUAACACCAGAGUUAUGAUAAUUCACGCCGUGCUUUUCAACGCCCUUUACUAUUCAUGGAAAAAUUCACCUUGUCAGCCUAUCACAAAAUUAUAUGGCAACACACCAUUUGGUUGCUUAGUAACAGACGAAAGUUUUGAGAAAAUUGCUGCGAGAACAGCAAUUUUUGAGAUUUGUGGCAUUAAGCUCGUUUGGAGUGAAGUGGGGGGUUUUCUGCGUGUCUGUCAAAACAACGACGCAGCUACAGCUGGACAAAAAAACACCAAAGGCAGCCUUCAAUGUAAACACCGUCUCCAGGUGGACAACAGGAGGAGUGAUACACAUCCUGUUGUCAGGCCUGUGAUUUGCCCCUCUGUCUUGUGGGCAACAGGAACUAGUUUUCAGAGUGGCACAAAUAAUUUGUGUGAACAGAUACACACUUCUGAGUGUAAGUAGUUGGAUAAACAUGUUUAAAAAAUUUUUAAAAAAAAAAAAUAUAUAUAUAUAUUUUUUUUACAUGUAUGUAUAUUUAGACUUCAAGCUAUAAAAAUGAUUUGUUAAACAUUUAAACAUAUUUAGCAAAAACCUAUUUCACUUUUCACCACUUUGAGGUUUUAUUUUUGUGUGUUAUUUUAGGUCCAUUGUGUUGAUACAGUUUGUCAAAAUGACAAAAUAACUGUAAAUUCAGACACGUGAGGUGUUUUAUUCAAAGUGUCGUCCUCACUGCAUCGUUUCUAUCCUGAAACUCAGCUCCUCUGGUAUGACUCUAUUUGCCCCACCUUGUUUUUCUUCGGUGGCGGUGUCGACUGCGAGCUGCUGACCACUUCCUGCGUUGGCGUGUUUGCUCGAGUGGUCUCUGGAGAGUUGCAGCUCACAACGCCCAUAUCCAGAGGGAUGUCCGCAUCACUGAGGAGAAUGAAAGAGCCAAGAUCAACAAACAUACAGAGAAUAAAUGAACCCAGAGAAAUAAAACCAUGAACUCAA
Molecule: messenger RNA, 5821 nt
Organism: Haplochromis burtoni (Burton's mouthbrooder)
Lineage: Eukaryota; Metazoa; Chordata; Actinopteri; Cichliformes; Cichlidae
Product: gastrula zinc finger protein XlCGF8.2DB
Exons: 2
Coding region: 34-1128 (364 amino acids)
Biological process (GO): regulation of transcription by RNA polymerase II
Molecular function (GO): RNA polymerase II cis-regulatory region sequence-specific DNA binding; DNA-binding transcription factor activity
Source: RefSeq, a predicted model, not a curated record